UGCGGUGCGGCGGAGGCAGCUCGCGGGCGGCUUGAGCGGCCGAGGCUAUGGGGCUGAGUCGGGUGCGCGCGGUCUUCUUUGACCUGGACAACACACUCAUCGAUACGGCCGGGGCGAGCCGGAGAGGCAUGUUGGAGUUUCAAGGAGAACCGAAGGAGUAUCCGAUGUGGAAAAACACUUACAAAAGCCAGCCCUUUCAAUACUAAAGAUCCUAUGCUUCUUCAGGUAAUAAAGCUCUUACAAUCAAAAUACCACUACAAAGAAGAAGCAGAAGUCAUCUGUGAUAAAGUUCAAGUAAAACUCAGCAAGGAAUGCUUUCAUCCUUACAGUACAUGCAUUACAGAUGUGAGGACUUCACACUGGGAAGAAGCAAUCCAGGAAACCAGAGGUGGUGCAGACAAUAGGAAAUUGGCAGAAGAAUGUUAUUUCCUGUGGAAAUCUACACGUUUACAGCAUAUGACCCUAGCAGAAGAUGUCAAAGCCAUGCUCACUGAACUUCGCAAAGAGGUCCGCCUACUCUUGUUAACAAAUGGUGACAGGCAGACACAGAGGGAGAAAAUAGAGGCUUGUGCCUGCCAGUCUUACUUUGACGCUAUUGUUGUAGGAGGAGAACAGAAAGAGGAGAAACCAGCACCUUCCAUAUUUUAUCACUGCUGUGAUCUCCUUGGAGUGCAGCCAGGGGACUGCGUGAUGGUCGGUGACACACUAGAAACUGAUAUACAAGGAGGCCUCAAUGCAGGACUGAAAGCCACAGUCUGGAUAAACAAGAGUGGGAAGGUGCCGCUGACACCAUCCCCCAUGCCUCACUAUAUGGUUUCUUCAGUUCUGGAAUUACCUGCUCUCUUACAAAGCAUAGAUUGCAAAGUCAGCAUAUCUGUGUAACACACAGAAGAACACAGCAACCAAGUGCAGAGCCAGGUUACAGGGUUAGAACUAACGCACGCCAAGGCAUUCUGUGUAUUUGGUUCAGUUCUAAGAAUGUAAGUGAGGAUUCACUGUCAUGCUGUGAAGAUCCUACCAACUCUGCUGCUGUUGAUAACCAUAGGCUUAUUGCAUAUCUGAAAUCCAGGUUUUAAAUGUGUAGUCCAGAAAACUUGAAAGGCAGAAUAGCUUACAUGUGGGUAUGCAGGUACUGGUUUAAAGCAUAGAAAUAGAUAUAUUUUUUAAAAAAGAUAUUCUAAAAUAGAGAUUGGAAGCAACUAAAUCAGGUUGGUUUAAGUACUAAAUCAUACAAGUUGAAACAUUUCAUAGUGAAAUUUUGCAUAUUUUAGACAAUUUUUUGUUAAAAUAUUUUGCCUACUUUGUGUACUUAUCUAUUAUCUAGUUUUUCUGCAUGAUUUUAGAGGGCUGAAGUUUCUGUGGUGUGAACAUGACAGAUUGUUAUAAUUUGGAAAAAGACUAUUAAAAAUCAACCCAUGGUGCUCCAUUUUCAUA
This is a messenger RNA of Mesocricetus auratus (golden hamster), 1434 nucleotides long. RefSeq names its product N-acetylneuraminic acid phosphatase (gene Nanp). The record is from RefSeq and is a predicted model, not a curated record. Bases 214 to 882 code for a protein of 222 amino acids. The transcript has 3 exons. NCBI's taxonomy places the organism in Eukaryota, Metazoa, Chordata, Mammalia, Rodentia, Cricetidae. Gene Ontology annotation, molecular function: hydrolase activity.